Messenger RNA from Coccinella septempunctata (seven-spotted ladybird), 753 nucleotides. RefSeq lists its product as uncharacterized. Bases 1 to 753 code for a protein of 250 amino acids. The transcript has a single exon. NCBI's taxonomy places the organism in Eukaryota, Metazoa, Arthropoda, Insecta, Coleoptera, Coccinellidae. The record is from RefSeq and is a predicted model, not a curated record.
AUGAAUUAUCCAGAUAUUCCUGAUGAAUAUGCCAACUUUGCCGAUGCUAUAAAGGCUACUUUGAAAGAAUCUAUCAAGAUUAAAUUGAGUUGCAAUUCUACUGUUACAAAGUGGCAAAGUAAGGUAGGAGGAACUCCUUAUUUGCCCCUCGAACAACAAUAUCCCCUUAAUUCGAAUGGAGAACCACUCCUAUUCCUAGCACAGCUGAAUUUCUCCGAGAUACCACAUAUUGAGGAUUUACCAGAAAAGGGAAUAGUGGAGUUUUAUAUUGAUGGCAAUGAUGAUCUCAUGGGUCUAGAAAAUAACGGAUUCAAAGUUUUAUACUUCGAGGAUAUUGUGCAAAAUGAUGCUGAACUUCAAACUAGUGGCUGUAAUAAUUGGACAUUUCCAAUAGGACCAUUUGAAGAAGAUGCCAGUUAUUCCAUGAGUUUUAAUCUUGAGAACCAGUAUAUUUCAGCAUCAGACUAUCGUUUCAAUAACAUUAUGAACUUUGAGGAAAACUGGGAAAUGUAUGAUGAAUACAGCCUUCUUUUUCCAUCUAAUGGUCAUCGGAUAGGAGGUUAUCCUUUUUUUACUCAAACGGACCCCCGAGCAGAUUCUGAAGUUCUGAAAGAUUAUGAAUUGCUAUUUCAGCUUGACAGCGAUAAAGAUAUUAUGUGGGGGGACAUGGGUGUUGGAUCGUUUUUCAUCAAACCAGAUGAUCUGAAGGAGCUCAAUUUCAGCAAUGUUUUUUAUAAUUGGGAUUGUACUUAA